CAUACAGAAGACGGAGGAGGUCGUAGAGAAGGAGCUCAUGAAUACAGGAGAAAGAGAAGCAGUAUGCAGAGAUGAAGCAGAUCCUAGCACGGCAGCCCAGCAACCACGCGUCCGAGCAGCUGCAGGUCUAUCAGCAGAAGCUGAAGGAGAAGACCAAGGAAAUGAAGAGCCUGGCGUCAGAGCUGAACAUGUGCGAAUCACAGGUGAACGAGUACAAGUUCGAGAUGGACAGGCUGGCGCUGGAGCUGCGCAAGAUCAAGAAGAAGUACUACGCGCAGAAGAGGAAGGAGCAGCAGCAGGACGAGAAGGAGCGCAGCGAGGCGAAGGCGUCGCUGCCGUGCGUGCAGCCGGAGGGGCCGAGGUUCACCGGAGGCGGGUUCAACCUGAAGCCGCACAACAAGACGACGGUUGUGCAGUCAGUCGUGUAGCUGCCGUCGAGGGGGAGGGCCACAUGCUGACGACGUAGUGACACAACAUGGACGACGUAGUGACACAACAUGGACGACGUAGUGACACAACAUGGACGACGUAGUGACACAACAUGGACGACGUAGUGACACAUGGACGACGUAGUGACACAACAUGGACGACGUAGUGACACAACAUGGAUGAUGUCUUUGUGAGAAGCUUUGUUUGGCUAACUGUGCAAAUGUAACAGCACCGACAUUCGAUCUGCAAAUCUCAGUGUUAGUUACACUCACGACUCACAGUCACUAAUGGUAGAUGAUGGUCAGUGAUGUUGGUGCCAUAGUCACAGUGAUGUUACGCAUUCAGUCACAUUCAGUUUAUAGUCACAGUGAAUUAUCACCAUUAGUGAUGUUGCACACCUACAGAUUUGCACACCUACAGUAAUGUUAGCAGUUCAAAUGGUCGUCGACUUAAUAUUGAUAUAUGAUAAUAUAAUAUUGGUCUGUGUGGGUGU
This is a messenger RNA of Priapulus caudatus, 922 nucleotides long. Its product is annotated as cilia- and flagella-associated protein 58-like. Gene Ontology annotation, cellular component: cytoskeleton. Lineage: Eukaryota; Metazoa; Priapulida; Priapulimorpha; Priapulimorphida; Priapulidae. The transcript is spliced from 4 exons. The coding region runs from base 72 to 428 and encodes 118 amino acids. The record is from RefSeq and is a predicted model, not a curated record.